UUUCAGUUUGGUGACUGGACUAAACCAUGCAGAUCUUUGUAAAGACCCUAACGGGCAAGACCAUAACUCUUGAGGUCGAACCGUCGGAUACCAUCGAAAAUGUCAAAGCCAAGAUCCAGGACAAAGAAGGAAUUCCUCCAGAUCAACAGCGUUUGAUCUUCGCUGGCAAGCAAUUGGAAGAUGGCCGAACACUGUCUGAUUAUAACAUUCAGAAGGAGUCAACCUUGCAUUUAGUACUUCGGCUUCGUGGUGGAGCCAAAAAACGCAAGAAGAAGAACUAUUCCACUCCUAAGAAAAUUAAGCACAAGAGGAAGAAGGUCAAGCUCGCGGUCUUGAAGUACUACAAGGUGGAUGAGAAUGGAAAGAUUCAUCGUCUGCGCCGUGAGUGCCCUGGAGAGAACUGUGGGGCUGGAGUUUUCAUGGCUGCUCACGAAGAUCGUCAUUAUUGCGGAAAAUGCAAUUUGACCUUUGUCUUCAGCAAACCAGAAGAAAAGUAAUUCAAAUGCCAAACGGCAGAUUUUGAACAUGUAUGUGUUUGAAUUCAACAAAUAAAGAUUGUAAUUGAGUUACAUAAGUAAUAACAGAAA
Molecule: messenger RNA, 587 nt
Organism: Drosophila persimilis
Lineage: Eukaryota; Metazoa; Arthropoda; Insecta; Diptera; Drosophilidae
Gene: RpS27A
Product: ubiquitin-40S ribosomal protein S27a
Exons: 2
Coding region: 27-497 (156 amino acids)
Biological process (GO): protein ubiquitination; modification-dependent protein catabolic process; translation
Cellular component (GO): cytoplasm; nucleus; ribosome
Molecular function (GO): protein tag activity; ubiquitin protein ligase binding; structural constituent of ribosome
Source: RefSeq, a predicted model, not a curated record